This is a messenger RNA of Botrytis porri, 2118 nucleotides long. RefSeq lists its product as uncharacterized. The record is from RefSeq and is a predicted model, not a curated record. Gene Ontology annotation, cellular component: endoplasmic reticulum. Bases 199 to 1560 code for a protein of 453 amino acids. Gene Ontology annotation, biological process: nucleoside metabolic process; transmembrane transport. Lineage: Eukaryota; Fungi; Ascomycota; Leotiomycetes; Helotiales; Sclerotiniaceae. Gene Ontology annotation, molecular function: catalytic activity. The transcript has 2 exons.
CCUUUUCUUAUUUCUUUCUCUACCUUUUCUACAGCUUCCCUCCCGCUCUCCCUUCCUCCUCUCGAGUAAUAGAUAGAUCAUCGAGUCUCCUUUAUCCCAAGAUCUUCUCUUGUGCUUCUGUCUCCUACUCAUCCCCCGCUACUUUCCGCAGAACCUCCACAAGUCCCCCGAUAGAUCAUACCAUACCCCCUCAACAUCAUGCGUACUUCUGCUCUUCUUAGCCUUUGGGCUGGUGUAGGAUCUGUGGCUACUGCUGCAACCACUAAACCAUAUGGACUUCCAAAAACCAACUUAGACAAGAAGGAUAUCCAUUUCAGUGUUCAGGCUGAUGGUUUGGAUGUUAAGUUGGAAAUCACCAAUUCGACAUCUAGUGUGGUCAAACCUAAGGUUUUCAUCAUUUCUAUGUUCACCCCCGAAGCAGACAUCUGGUACGAAAACUCCUUCGCCCCAGGCUCAAUCGGAAAUCUCCUCGCGAGAAACAUUACUGUGCCCGGAUUCUCCCCUAUCUUCCCACAAGCCCAUUGUCUUGCCGAUGGAUCCGUGUGUCAACUCACCACUGGUGAAUCCGAAAUCAACGCAGCUUCAACCAUCACCGCUUUGACACUCUCCCCCGCUUUCGAUCUCAGCUCGACUUAUUUCCUCGUUGGUGGAAUUGCUGGUAUCAACCCAAAGCACGGUAGCAUUGGUGAUGUCGCAUUCUCAAAGUACACCAUUCAAGUUGCUCUUCAAUAUGAAUUUGACGCAAGAGAAAAGCCCGAUAACUUCACCACCGGAUACUUCCCCCAAGGUUCAUAUGCCCCCGAUCAAUACCCCGCCAACAUCUACGGAACCGAAGUAUUCGAAGUCAACGAACCACUUCGUGAUUUGGCCGUCGGAUUCGCGAAAAAGGCAUCUUUGAACGAUUCAUCCGAAUCCAUCGCCUACCGUGCAUUGUACGCAACAGACAACGCCACAGCAGCUGUCAACAAAUAUCAAGCAGCAACCCACGCUCCUACUGUCAUCACGUGUGAUACUGCAACUUCCGAUGUAUACUACUCUGGUACUCUCCUCGGAGAAGCAUUCGAAAACACCACCACAUUGCUCACCAACGGUUCAGGAGUUUGCUGCAUGACGGCCCAAGAAGAUAACGCCACACUUUCUGCUCUUUUGCGUGCUGCUCUCUUCAAGAUCGUCGAUUUUUCCCGUAUUAUCAUUAUGCGCACAGCCUCUGAUUUCGAUCGUCCAUACCCCGGUGCCUCUGUCGAGUUCAACCUCUUGUACUCCAACCAAGGUGCUUUCGAACCAGCUGUUGAGAACAUCUAUCUCGCUGGUACUGAAGUUAUCAAGGGAAUUAUCGAUGGCUGGAACUCAACUUUCGCUGCAGGUGUGACUCCUACCAACUAUAUCGGAGAUAUCUUCGGUAGUUUGGGAGGUGAGCCUGAUUUCGGACCAGGAAGUGAGUUCGGUGGUGAGGAAGUCGAUCCUAACAAUGAGGUUAUCUAUGUUAAGAGAGAUGGACAGAAGAAGGCCAAGUCCAGGAGAGAGAUGAAGGGAAAGAAGGGAUUGAUGAGACGUCAUUAGGAGAUAAUAGUAAUGAUGGGAGUUGUUUCAGUGUCGGUUUGGCGCUGAGAGCGUGUUUCCUCAAGCGUGCAGGAUAGAAUGCUUUCGUCUUUUCUUCGCGUCUGUAUCUUUAUCCAAAAGUUUUGGUCGGUGUCUUUCGUUUUCCUAGGUGGAAAUGUUGGGAUUCGCGCGGAUGUUAGUUGAAGUGAUCCGUUGAUCUCUUACGACAACUUUGGUGCAAUGGAUUUUGACGUUUGAAAUCUCGAUGAGCUUUGGAUUGUUAGUCGAUUCAAAGAGAUCUGAAGGAGAUCUCAUGCGAAGAGUAUUGCGGGUUUUGACGCGUUUGAGAUAGCUCGACGAUGGUUGUAGAUAAUGGGUGGUAGAGAUUCCGUCAGGUGGCUCGGAAAAGUGCGAUGGGUUAUGAGUACAUAAAUGCAGAUGAGCUAUGAUAUAUGGGAGGAUGAUAUUUAUAUCAACAUUCAAAUUUGUGGUUACAAUUUAGAUCCUAUAGUAUGGAUGGAUAAUUAUGGAAGUAUAUAGGAGAGAUGAAAUAUAUGAAUAUACGAUUUACAUUCUACA